AUGAAGCACGAGUCGAGCGUGACAAGCAUCUCGAGAAGAAAUGCCCUCCUAGCUGGAAUUUCUAUCGCUGGCUCAUCGUUGCUGCCUCCUCUGAAGGCUCUUGCGGAGCCAGUAGCGGAUGAGAUCAAAGACUACAAGCUUGUUCAGAUCUUUCAGGAGUGCAAGGAUCUUGGAGUUGUUCGAUUCUUGUCAGUGAACCCCAAUGGAGCUGUGCUAGAGGCUCUUGGAAAGUUUGAUUACUCGCUCGUUCCCUUUGAGAUCCCCGGCAAGGGCCAAUAUGUCAGGAUUGCUGGGCCGAACUCGCCGGAUCACUUGGUAGCUUCCUUCGAAUGCAGUAUAAACCUUGACAAUGCUGCGAUUCUUGCCUUCGACAAGCUCUAUGGGCCAACAGGAGAGCUGUACUCGCUGAGGAUCAUGAACGACAAGGGAGACAAGAUCCUUUCGAUUCUCCUCAACUAUGACAUCGAGGGGAACGGAGGAAAGCCUGGCAAGUACUACAAGGGAGCAGUCGAGAAGUGGGAGGAGCUGCGCAAGAAGUACGGGGACGCCAACGGCGAGGUCAAGCUGAAAUGA
This is a messenger RNA of Guillardia theta CCMP2712, 573 nucleotides long. RefSeq lists its product as hypothetical. The transcript is spliced from 4 exons. NCBI's taxonomy places the organism in Eukaryota, Cryptophyceae, Pyrenomonadales, Geminigeraceae. The record is from RefSeq and is a predicted model, not a curated record. Bases 1 to 573 code for a protein of 190 amino acids.